GAGAGAGAGAGAGAGAGAGAGAGAGAGAGAGUGAGAGAGUAGAGGACCACUCUGCGACCUAUAAGGGCUGUUGUUUUGUUUUGCGCUCCCGUGCGCACCGGGACUGCGGAACGAUCCAGCGCCGUCUCGACCGAGGUUCUCCCGGGACUUGACCGGUUUCCCAUUCGUUGUUUUAUCCGGUGGAGACCCGCUAGGAGAGAGAGAGAGAGAGACAUAUAGAGAGAGAGAGAGAGAGAGAGAGAGAGAGAGUAUACGCAACAGACGGGCGCUGAGCCGGAGGGGAAAAGUUUGUUGCACGGACUCAGAAAAUCACUGCGAUGGAAUUAUAAGCCGCGGCAGGAACUCCUCCAAACUUUAUGGAGGGACCCAUUUCUGCUUCUUAAUCUCGUGUGAGUUUUUUUCUAUUUGAGUCUUUUUCUUUUUCUUCUUUCCCCCCCCGAGCCCCCAAUCAUGUAUGGAUAACGGGAGGUUCUCUGAAGAAUCCGGCUCAAAUGGAUCAGCGCUGACGGGAGCCGGGAUUACUCUGCAGUGCACUGCCAGCCUGUUGAACGCCCACACACACACACACACACACACACGCCAUCUGCUUCGCGAUAAACAAGAGUCUCCCGUGAGAGGACCCUCCAUCCAUGGGAGUGUAGUGUAGAAGUUUCACCCAUGACACCGCAGUGAGCGCUCGCCGUCUUCGCGCAGGCCGGAACAAUGGCAACCGCUGGCGCACUGGCACGGCGCGUCCGCGUGUCCGCGUCGACCCUGAGCUGGGUGCUUCUGCUUCUCGGCUGCCUGUGCGCGGCCUCGCCGACGCACGGCCGGCGGCUCAUCUGCUGGCAGGCCAUCAUGAACUGCCAGGCCGAGCCCGAGUGCAAUUACGCGUACGAUCACUACGCGCGCGCCUGCGGGCCCGUGCUGAGCGGCGACAGGAAGAAGUGUCCGAGCCACUGCAUCUCGUCGCUGGUGCAGCUCAACCUGACCAAGAGCGGCCCGGCGCUGGAGGACUGCAGCUGCGCGCACGACGCGGUGUGCACGAGCACCAAGCGGGCCAUCGAGCCCUGCCUGCCGCGGACCACCAGCACCGGCUGCACGGAGGCGCGGCGCCAGUGCGAGCGGGACCAGCAGUGCAGCUCGGCGAUGCACGGCUACCUGCACCACUGCGGGAAGCUGUUCAGCGGCGCCGUGUGCACGAACGCCUGCCGCAGCGUCAUCGCCAACAUGCGUAAAAUACCCAAGGGCCAGCAGCUGGACACCUGCAUGUGCGACGGCACGGAGCGGGCCAUCUGCGAGUUCGUGAAGAGCUCGAUGAAGGCGCUGUGCUUCGACUCGGCCGAGAGGUUCGAGGCGAGCGGCUACGACGGCGGCGACCAAGAGGAGUACGGCGGCGACGACUUCUCGGACCCGGACUACCCCGAGGAGCUGGAGAGCGCGGCGUCCGCUCCUCCUCCGGCGGCGCGCCGCGCGUCGUUGACCCUGCUGGCUUCCAUCUUGGCUCUGUUGCCCCUCGUUUAAUCCCCCCCCCCCCCCCCAGGGUUCAAGAGUUGCCCUCCCCCCCUCGACUAUUGUCAGGAUAAAAGUCAAUCGCCACCUCUUUUGACCUUUCUACUGUUGUGAAAGGUCAAGAGCCUCGGACACUUCAGAGGAGACGGUGUCGUGGAGGCGCAGGCCUCGUUUGAAUCGAGAGGUUUCGGACUCUGGCGGAUCUCGGAAUCGGGAUAUUUUUCUAUGCAAAUGAAAGCAGAAAGGAAUUUAUGUCCAAAUUCUCCCGAGCCUCCGCAGGCCGCUUCUCUUAUCAAACCCACACCACGUCCUCCAGAUGCUCCGCUUAUGUGAUAAGCGUUAAUGGGAUCUUCUACUUUCCCACAGUCACAGACUGAAAGGACACAGUCGGUUUUCCUUUCUUUGUUUUUGUAACAAUGCCACAUUUAAUCAGUAUAUGCUGUGCACUGCCAAUUCUUUCCUCUUUUUUUUUUUUUUAAAGAUAUGAACUAUUUUUGUAUAUGAUAGGCUGCAUGUGACCGGGGCUGAUCUGAUUUACACGUAUUUAAUGCUGGAAAUCUAUAUUGAACUAUGUAAAUAGAUGAGGAGUUAAAAAGUGAAACGGUAAUUUAUUACAUGCCACCUAUUAUAGUUACAUCCAAAUGUCCACCGUGUGAAUAAAAGACUGAGAAUUCCAGCUUUAAAGGGAAGUUAUUUUUGACUGUAUUCUCUUCAAAGAUAAUGUACAUUGUAUAUAUGUGUAUAUAGACUAUAUAGAUUUUUUUCUCCCCCCCACCCCCCCGCUCCCAAACAGAGAAUCCUUUACGUUGUAGGCUACAAGAUGAUUUAUUCACUGUGUAUCGCCUAGAGAGAAAGAAAUGUCUAAAUCCACUGUAUGAUUGCCUCGUUGAUAUACUUUUAUAGAAGGCAUAAAGGAAACUUGAAGAUA
This is a messenger RNA of Scophthalmus maximus (turbot), 2419 nucleotides long. RefSeq names its product growth arrest-specific 1a (gene gas1a). Bases 703 to 1503 code for a protein of 266 amino acids. The record is from RefSeq and is a predicted model, not a curated record. NCBI's taxonomy places the organism in Eukaryota, Metazoa, Chordata, Actinopteri, Pleuronectiformes, Scophthalmidae. The transcript has a single exon. Gene Ontology annotation, biological process: regulation of cell cycle.